AUGUUCCCCCUUUAUUGCGCUGCUGCGACGAUCAUGAUCUUCACGGUUGCUCAAAGUUUUGCAGCUUCUUGUCCUGAAAUUUUUGACUACGUCCUGACUUUGGACAAUGAAGGUUUGAUGAAAAGGCUGGUGCUGCCUCGUGACAAAACCCCCAAGCAGAAGAGGAAGUACAAGCUGGAGUUGGCGGCUUCUGGGGGCGUGUGUCCUCUUGGUUCGCCCAUUACAGUUAUCGCUGGUGUGAACCACCACAUUUGCGAUAUUGGUAAAAUAAUCGAAUGCCCGGCAGUUUUCGACUAUGUCUUAAAUCUGAGCCAAAGAUUGGCGAUACACGUUACUCUAAGUCUUGUUGAAAGAAGAGAGGGUGUCGGAGCCGACUCCGGCUCCUCAAAAAACUCAGACUUCGGGUAA
This is a messenger RNA of Helobdella robusta, 408 nucleotides long. RefSeq lists its product as hypothetical. Lineage: Eukaryota; Metazoa; Annelida; Clitellata; Rhynchobdellida; Glossiphoniidae. The record is from RefSeq and is a predicted model, not a curated record. The transcript has 4 exons. The coding region runs from base 1 to 408 and encodes 135 amino acids.